UUAUGUUUUUCGUUGUUUAUUGGUUGCCAACGAGUCUUCUUCUUCAACAAAAAAAAGUGUUUAUGCAAAUUGUUUGUGGUACUUUAUAUUUUAUGAUUAUAAUCCAGUUUCCAAACACUUUACAAAAGUUUGCGUGCAAAAGGAAAUUUAUUUAGUGCCAGUUUUCACCCCAAUAUUCUUUGCUAUACACAGAAUGAAAGCGGUCAAAAUAUACGAUGCAAAAGCGCGAAAGCGUGACAUUGAUGAGUGGAAGUUUGAAAAAAAGAAAACCGUCGACAAAUACUUCGACAAAUGGUCAAAAAUCACAACAAGAUAUGAACAAUGGACAACACCUGAAUACUAUCAAACUGCGACUUCAAACUACCACAAUAGUGAGGAGAAACGAAAUCGAUCGGUGGCCUUAGAAAGUCGACGCGAAAAAUUGAAACGAUUAUUGGACACAGAAAAGGAACAAUAUGCAAAAGAACGUGAAGAAUUAUCGAAGCCAAAGCUGCGUGGUGUAUCAACUGAAACACUGAGAGGGAUUCAAGAGGUGUACAAGCGAACGGAGGAAGAACGGAAACGACUUGAAUUUGAAUCACAAUUGUACAAACGCUGGCGACCCGGAUCUCGCGAAGAAAAUAUUUUGCUGAGCUCAAGAAGUAAUAACGAAGCAUUGGCGAAAAUGAAUUGGCUUGAUAAACAGAUUGCUCAGCAACACGAACGAGAAAAGAUCGAGCAACAGCGUGAAGUGGAGCGAGUACGUUUGCUCGAAGAAUUGCGAAAAGAUGAUGAACGAUUAAGUGCACGAAAAGCUGAACGUGACGAAGAAGUGGCUCAAAUCAAACAAUUCCAAGAGCAACAGCUUACCGAAUUAAAAUCACGUGAAAUUGAAAGCGAAAAAUUGCGAAAAGAUGCCAUUGAAUUGCGUGAAUGUGAAAAACAACUAAAGGUUGAAUUGGCAAAUUUAAAUUUGCAUGCAAUUCAACGCCACGAACGAAUUCAAGUGUCACAUAAUUUCCGGCGUAUAAAAUUUCAAUUAAAAAGUCAAUCCGAAUCAAUUUUAAAGGAUUUACACUAUGACAUUGGUGUUUUAGAGCGAUUAUCCACUUACUAUCACACCGAUGAUCAACAAAUUGCACGCUUACGUGAUAAAUUUGAAAUGGAAUGUGACUUGGAGAUACAAAACCAACGACACAUCGAAGCAAUGUAUGAAUCAGAGGCAAAAGUUUUUGCUAUAAGACAACAGGAGAUUUGGUUGAAAGAGUCACAUGAACGAGAGAAAUUAUUACGCAAAUUAAUUGACGAUCAAAUCCAUCAGAUUAAUACUGAAACCGAUUAUGUAAUUGUACGUCAACGUGAACUCAGCGAUUUGCGGGAUAGUCUCCGUCGUUCGAUUGACAGCUCAAAUGAUCGGAUGAAAAACUUACUUGGCCUGAACAGCAUUGAUGAAGAACAGCGAAUCAAAAGUGCCGAAAACGUUCGAAAGUCAAUAACGCCGGUGCUCAGUACUCCAAAUACCGCCAGAGAAGACAGUCAAAGUGAAAUAUGUUUGCCGGAUCUGUUUUCAAAAACAAUGAGUAUUAACAACGACAGCAUUGACUCACCGAUAUCAUCUUCGGGCAGACCUCGUUUUGGACGCAAAAAAGUUGCAUGGACCUAGGGGGGGAAACCCGGUUCUUUGUGGUGAAAAAAAUGAAUCUCAUACAUUUUCAAAUAAGAAUAAAAAAAAAGACUUUUUGUUCCUGAUUUUUAUAAUUGACAUUUUGCCAUUUUAAUUAAAAAAAUAUU
Messenger RNA from Contarinia nasturtii (swede midge), 1770 nucleotides. RefSeq names its product trichoplein keratin filament-binding protein. Gene Ontology annotation, cellular component: keratin filament. Gene Ontology annotation, biological process: apoptotic process. The record is from RefSeq and is a predicted model, not a curated record. NCBI's taxonomy places the organism in Eukaryota, Metazoa, Arthropoda, Insecta, Diptera, Cecidomyiidae. The transcript has 5 exons. The coding region runs from base 194 to 1642 and encodes 482 amino acids.